Photinus pyralis (common eastern firefly) is the source of this 739-nucleotide messenger RNA. RefSeq lists its product as uncharacterized. The record is from RefSeq and is a predicted model, not a curated record. The transcript is spliced from 4 exons. NCBI's taxonomy places the organism in Eukaryota, Metazoa, Arthropoda, Insecta, Coleoptera, Lampyridae. Bases 51 to 653 code for a protein of 200 amino acids.
AAUGCAACGGCACGUCCUCAUACAUAAUACAUACAUUUACUUCGCCAUCAAUGGUAGUUCCACACGGAGAAUAUGCAGAAGAUGAGUAUGUCGAGGAGUAUGCGGAAUCUUAUGCCGAGUCCCAAGAAGUACCAGUAAACCAAUUUAAUUCCCAAUCCAUUAAUCGUAAUGGAAAUUAUGAAAUCAGUGUGAUGCACAAAAUAUUAGAAAUGGUAACAGAAAUAAAAAUUCAAGUCAACGAUAUUGCCAGAAAUAUGCAGAGUUUCAAAGUAGACAAGCAGCCCGUUGAACAAUACGACAUAUUUACCAAAUGCCUGCCCUUAAAUAGUUUUGAAGCGAUUGAGAAGUUUGAGGAAUUAAUAAGCGACCUUGAAAUCAACAAAUUAUUUAAAACAUUUUUAACUACAAUUGGUGGAAAUGAUUACAAAGAUAAUAUAAACCGAGUUUAUAAAAUACUGUUUACAAAUGAAUUGGGAAUGGGUUGUUCCUGGUUGGGCCAGCGAAAUAACAAGCGUAUGGUAGACUUAAAAAUUAUUGCUGCUGUUAAAGAAAUAAUCAUUGGACAACACAACAUUCAACAAAAACUUAUAGAAAAUUGUUCGUCAGAGUGGUUUCGGCAUGCGCGCCAACGUUAUCAGCGAGAAAAAAAAUGAAACUUACUUUUUCAUCUAUUUGUCCUCACUUUUAUUUACUAGUUCAUAUAAUAUCAUACAUGUUUGACCAAUAAAUGCGUUUUUGA